UUUUUUUUUUGCCUGUCUCUCUCCAUGCACGUAUGCAUUUGGAUAUCUCUUCUCUGUCUAUCCAUGGCUUCUAGAGGCGCACAGUCUCUUAACUCACCGCCAAAUGUUCACCCAACUUGCUAAAAAUCCUCAACUAUAAGAAGAGCCCUUCUUUUCCUACAUUCUCCAACACCAAACCAACUUCAGCAAGAGCAAUCUUCUCCUCUCUUACUCUCUCUCUGUUUGUGUAACAUUUCUCUGAUAAUGGCUGACACAACCCGUUCUUCAUUUCUGCCUCUCAUCUCCAUUCUUGUUGUCCUUCUUGCAAUAACAGGGCAAGCAGUGGCAGGACGAAGUGUCCCAACCAAAGAUGACAAGAAACAACCUGAGUGGUUUAUUGGCCAUGAUGGCAGCUAUCUCAUUCCAGGCAUUGGGCGUGUGAUAUUCCCACCACUGCAUAAUGUUGUACCUCAGACUCCAUUCCCCGACAACGGCAGCACCGGCAGCACCGGCAGCACAGGCAGCACCGGUGGAAGUGGAAGUGGAGAAGCGCCAAGUACUGGUCAUGACUAUGUUCCCGGUGGCGACGAUACAUUCGUCCCAAACCCGGGUUAUGAGGUUCCAACCCCUGGCAAUGGUGCUGGGAAUGCCCCAGCAACCCCCACCAGUCCCUGAAUUUGUUUGAGCAUGAGGAGCUUUGAAUAAGUAUGCUAGAUCACGGUCUGUAUCAUUCAACUAGCUAGUGUGUUAGAUUUAUGUGUUUCUGUUUUUCUGUCUUUGGUUUUGUUUGGGCUAAGAGAGCUCGAUAGGUGUGUAUCUCACUUGGCAUUGCAGUGAGAGACCAGGGCGGUGCUUUCUGGCUUUGAAAUAAAGCAGCUUUUGCUAAAGUGCUUUCGUUGUUUAAUUAGAAUCACUGAAUUAUCAGUAGCGUUUAUUUCAGUACUUGC
This is a messenger RNA of Prunus avium (sweet cherry), 926 nucleotides long. Its product is annotated as cell wall protein precursor. Lineage: Eukaryota; Viridiplantae; Streptophyta; Magnoliopsida; Rosales; Rosaceae. The record is from RefSeq and is a predicted model, not a curated record.